AUGCCUUUACAGAAUGCUUCGAUCAGAGUAACUGCAUUUAUUAUUGGUGGUUUCGACGCGACCAAAGGGCCUCUGGUCGUCGGUGCGGUUAUAUUGAUUGUCUAUGUUCUUGCCAUUCUAGCCAAUAUUGUAAAUAUCCUCUUCAUUAUUUUGGACAAGAGAUUACACAAACCAAUGUAUCUUCUCAUUUGCAACCUUGCUCUUGUUGAUAUUCUGUACACCUCCAGCGCCAGCCCCACAAUGAUUGGGGUUCUGCUCGCUGGCGUUAAGACGAUAGCCUAUGUGCCGUGCCUGCUUCAGAUGUUUGCCUUCCAUUUGGGCGGAGUGAUGGAGAUGUUUGCGUUGGCAGUUAUGGCGUUCGAUAGACUGGUUGCGAUUAGCUACCCUUUUCAGUACCACAGCUACCUGACAAACGUGCGCACUCUCGGGCUCACGUGUGCCCUGUGGAUUGUUGCCUGUGGUUUUGUGGCUGUCUUGCCUGCAACCCUGCUUCCCCUCCCUCACUGCUACUCAAAGCUGAGGUACACUUUCUGUGACUAUGCUGCCAUCAUGAGAACUACCUGUGUUGACCCCAGAUACUAUUUCAACCUGAUUACCAUCAUAUUGUUCUUUCUUUUGUUUUUCACCUUCAUCUUUAUUUGCCUGUCCUAUCUCGGGAUCAUCCUUUUUGUGAAAUUAUCCUCGAAUAAUGACAAAAGAAAAAUGGGCAGCACCUGCUUGAGUCACCUGAUCGUGGUUGUGUGUUACUACCUUCCGGUAUUUAUCCGCGUUGUGCUGACCAGGUUAGGUGUGGUAUUAACUCUUGAGGCACGCCAUGGCUUAAUGAUCGGCGCCAUCCUCGGCCCGUCUCUCGUAAAUCCUUUUGUGUACUGUCUCAGGACAAAAGAAAUUAAAUGUAAGAUCUCUAACGGGUUCAAAAAAGUUGAGACGUCUCACUAG
Chelmon rostratus (copperband butterflyfish) is the source of this 939-nucleotide messenger RNA. Its product is annotated as olfactory receptor 10G4-like. The record is from RefSeq and is a predicted model, not a curated record. Gene Ontology annotation, molecular function: olfactory receptor activity; G protein-coupled receptor activity. Gene Ontology annotation, cellular component: membrane. Gene Ontology annotation, biological process: G protein-coupled receptor signaling pathway. Lineage: Eukaryota; Metazoa; Chordata; Actinopteri; Chaetodontiformes; Chaetodontidae. The coding region runs from base 1 to 939 and encodes 312 amino acids. The transcript has a single exon.